AUGGGCACCCUUAUGGACAUAUUCUACUCGUUCACCAACUGCAUUUCAUGCUUUCCCCAAUCCCCACAACUCAAGAUCAAUAACCGGAGCUUCCGCAUGCUGAGGCUACUCGGCGAGGGCGGCUUCUCAUACGUGUACCUUGUCCAAGACACCUCCGAUUCGUCGCUGUAUGCUCUGAAGAAGAUCAGAUGUCCCUUCGGCCAGGAGUCUGUCUCACAAGCCCUCAAAGAAGUGGAAGCAUACACACUCUUCUUCCCGAAUCCCAACAUAAUACGCAGCAUCGACCAUGCUACCAAAGACGACAAGGACACCAAGGUAUCUGGCAUCGGCGACACAGGAGGCACUGCGAAGACCGUCUACAUCUUACUCCCAUACUACCGACGCGGCAACUUGCAAGAUAUGAUUAACGCCAAUCUUGUCAAUCACACGCGUUUCUCGGAACACCGGCUCAUGGUAUACAUGCUCGGAGUGUGUAACGCGCUUAAAGCAAUGCACCAAUACCACGUACGGCCCAACAGUAGCCAGGCUGCCGCGCGAGCCAUCCGGGAAGAGGCAGCCAACGAAGAUGCAGAUGCCGCCAGGCGAAAAGCACGUGCCCAGAAACGGACCAUGACCGCAGACCAGCAACACCAUGCAGAUCUCGCAGAAGAGCAGGGAGCCCGCCUCAUGCCGGACGAGGUCACACUUGCACAGGAAGGGAAAGCUCCUGGCGAGACGAGAGCGUAUGCUCACCGAGAUAUCAAGCCUGGCAAUAUCAUGAUCGACGACGAUGGCGAGACACCUAUACUCAUGGAUCUAGGCUCACUUGCACCAAGUCCAACGCCAAUCACGAGCAGGAGUAUGGCUCUCGCGGUGCAGGACACGGCCGCUGAGCAUUCAACCAUGCCUUAUCGUGCCCCAGAGCUCUUUGACGUCAAGACUGGCAGCGUCAUUGAUGGCAAAGUCGACAUCUGGUCGAUUGGGUGUACGAUGUAUGCCUGCUUGGUCGGCAAGUCACCUUUCGAGGCUCGCUCCGACGAGACUGGCGGUUCAUUAUCGAUCUGCGUACUUGGCGGUGAUUGGCGCUGGCCUGGGGAGGGCUCUGCGGCUACCGGAGCAAAAGGCAAAGCGCCACAGCAUGCCAAUGGCGAUGCAGCCGCGAAGUCGUCGGAACCGCCCUAUCCCUCUCCGGCGGUCAGGGAGAUCGUUCAGCGCUGUUUACAGGUCGAACCAAACGAGCGACCCGACGUCGAUGAGUUAAUGUCAUCACUCGCGAUACCCGCCUUCGACAAAGACCGCCCUGGCUUUGGCAAACGGACCCGCUACAGCAAGAAUCAAAGCGAAAACUAUGUACGGAAACUACCAGGUCCAGGUGAAUAUUGGAUUCAGAGGCCUGAAGACGACGCUACUGAUGCGGCGUACCUUUGGGGAACCGCUCGGGAAGGCUCUGGACAUGCGACAGCGCCAGCAGAUGUGGUCCAGCGAGGUGGCGAUGGCGUCGCUGAGCAUGCCUCAGCUUCGCCGGAGCAAGAGCAAAGUACUGCAGCUAAUUCGCCGGUCCUGCCGGAAGGCCAGCCUGUCAUUGAGUCCUCCAAAACCUGUGCCUCCUACUUCGCCACCUGA
Messenger RNA from Cyphellophora attinorum, 1602 nucleotides. Its product is annotated as Serine/threonine-protein kinase ppk13. Gene Ontology annotation, molecular function: ATP binding; protein serine/threonine kinase activity. NCBI's taxonomy places the organism in Eukaryota, Fungi, Ascomycota, Eurotiomycetes, Chaetothyriales, Cyphellophoraceae. The transcript is spliced from 4 exons. The record is from RefSeq and is a predicted model, not a curated record. Gene Ontology annotation, cellular component: cytoplasm; Golgi apparatus. Gene Ontology annotation, biological process: regulation of vacuole fusion, non-autophagic; protein phosphorylation; vacuolar protein processing. Bases 1 to 1602 code for a protein of 533 amino acids.